Pararge aegeria (speckled wood butterfly) is the source of this 1824-nucleotide messenger RNA. Its product is annotated as fatty-acid amide hydrolase 2-B-like. The record is from RefSeq and is a predicted model, not a curated record. The coding region runs from base 135 to 1739 and encodes 534 amino acids. Lineage: Eukaryota; Metazoa; Arthropoda; Insecta; Lepidoptera; Nymphalidae. The transcript is spliced from 6 exons.
UGAGCAAAAUGAGUCGGCGAUUGACUGCGGUAGGGACGGUUGUGCCGCGACGCAAUACUGUGACUCGAUUAGUAUCGGAAAACUCAGAUGCGUAAUACAUAAAUAUCCUACAGUGAAAAUUGUGAAGUGCAAAUAUGAGUACGAAUAUAAAGGAAAUGAAACCGAGACCGUUCAGUCUAAAAGUACGGAUUCUUAGUGCGCUGAGGUUCAUUUUGGACGCAUUGACAUGUGUUUUAUUCAAACUGUAUUACGGGACAAAAGGGAGGAAGUUGCCGCUGAUACACGACGAUAUACUCAAACAACCGGCCGUUGAAGUUGCAAGAAAAAUAAGGGCGAGAGAGAUAUCCAGUGUAGAUGUUUUAAAUACCUGCAUACAAAGGAUAAAGGAAACCAAUCCAGUUACCAAUUAUUUUAUCGACAAUCGUUUUGAAUUGGCACUAAAGGAAGCGAAGGACGCCGAUGAUCUCAUUAAAAGCGGUUCUUUGUCGAUAGAAUAUUUAGAAAAAGAGAAGCCAUUCUUAGGCGUCCCCUUUACUACUAAGGACAGCAUUGGUGUAAAAGGACUUCAUAUGACCGCUGGUAUAACUUUGAGGAAAAAUUGCAUAGCUGAUAAAAACGCUGACGUAAUAGAACUAUUAAAAAAUAGUGGCGCCAUAAUUAUGGGAGUUACGAAUGUUCCAGAAAUGUGCAUGUGGUAUGAAUCCUAUAACUGUAUAUACGGCAGAACACUUAAUCCAUAUAAUACAACUCGUAUAGUGGGAGGAUCAUCUGGUGGUGAAGGUGUCAUUCAAACAGUAGGAGGCAGCAUAUUUGGAAUCGGGUCCGAUAUAGGUGGUUCUAUUCGUAUGCCUGCUUACUUUAAUGGAAUAUUUGGCCACAAGCCUACUAGAAGAGCAGUAUCUAAUAAAGGACAAUAUCCUGAACUCAAGAACGAUGAUGUAAAUUUGUAUUUAUGCGUUGGACCUAUGACAAGAUUUGCUGUUGACCUAAAACACAUUCAAAAAGUCAUAUCAGGAGACUGCGCAAAAACCCUUGACCUGGAUAAACCCGUAGACAUUGGAAAACUCAAAGUAUUUUAUCAGUUUAGUAAUGGUGCACCCUUGAUGAGUGAGGUUGAUCCGGAAAUAAAGCAAGCAAUGGUUAAAGUUGUUGAACAUUUCCAACUGAAACAUAAAAUAAUUGCAGAAGAAAAGAAAAUAGAAUGGCUGAAAAGAUCUCAAGCGAUAUGGUUCACAACAAUGAAGAACGAAGUGCCUUUCGCUGCGUAUAUAAUGAAAAAUCCCAGUUUAGCCUCAAACAUUACAGAGAUAUUCAAAAAUAUCCUUGGCUUAUCAGGAAAUACUUUGAUUGGUCUCUUCGUUGCUUUAACUGAUCAAGAAAAGUUUAAUCCAGAGAGCAAAAAGUACAAAUACUUUAUGGAGGCUCGAGAUUAUUUAGAAGAAGAGUUUAAGACGAUGCUUGGUGAAGAUGGAAUAUUCCUCUUUCCUACACAUCCUGUACCAGCGCCCUAUCAUAACCAGCCUCUGAUAAGGCCAAUGAAUUUUAUGUAUACUGCGAUUAUAAAUAGCCUGGGUUUGCCAGCAACUACUGUACCUUUGGGUUUGAACAGCGAUGGUCUGCCUAUCGGAAUCCAGGUAGUAGCGAAUCUCAAUAAAGACAGAUUAUGUUUCGCAGUUGCAGAAGAAUUAGAGAAGGCAUUUGGAGGUUGGUUUGAGCCACAAAGUAUCAAACAGAGUUAAAAUUAUAUGUGAAACUUUUAGGUCUGGGUGGCUAACCUUUUUACAUGUUUUUUUUGCAUUUCAUAGCUAAUUUAUUUGCACUUAA